Molecule: messenger RNA, 3045 nt
Organism: Pezoporus occidentalis (night parrot)
Lineage: Eukaryota; Metazoa; Chordata; Aves; Psittaciformes; Psittacidae
Gene: ABHD17C
Product: abhydrolase domain containing 17C, depalmitoylase
Exons: 3
Coding region: 815-1747 (310 amino acids)
Biological process (GO): regulation of postsynapse organization; protein depalmitoylation
Cellular component (GO): plasma membrane; endosome membrane
Molecular function (GO): palmitoyl-(protein) hydrolase activity
Source: RefSeq, a predicted model, not a curated record
GCGCCGGGCUCCCGCCCCCGUCCCCGCCGGCACCUGCGGCGGGCGGCCCCGCUCCGCGCCCGUAACCCGGAAGCGGUGCGGCUGCGAGGAGGGGAGAGCGCCGGGACAUGGCCGCUGCCUGCUCCUGUCUCCGCGCCGCAGCCGGCAUGGCCCUGCCCGCGGCGACGCGCAGCUGAGCAUCGACCUUGCCUUCCCCUUUUCCUCCACCUUCUCCUCCCGCCGCCGCUCGGACGCUGCCUGGGCCGGGGCGGGGCCGGUAGCACUGAGGGGGCCCCUUGCUGCCUGGCAGGGGCCUCGGGGCCGGUGGCGGGUGGGGCUGGGCCGGGACGGGGCCGCGCGUGGUGCUGGGGGAAGGGCCCUUCCUGUGCGCGGCUGCAUGUUCCUGGCGCGGGGAGCGCCUGCGCUUAGUGUUGGGCGCUGCACCGAGCCGGGGGUCUGCGUGUUCGUCUUGUACAUGUGUACAUGUACUUGCGAUCUGUUUCCUUUGAGGGAAUCUAGGGUGGUGCUUUAGAGUUGUAUUUACUGUAGCAUUAUUUGUGGGAUUUGAAAAGGCUGGUUGUACUUCACUUACAUCUUGUGGGGUUGCUUUUUUUGUUUGUAAGUUGGCUUUUUUUUUAUAAGCACGUUGUCAGGCUGCGAAAAGCUGAACUAUUUUUGCUGAACUGUAGUUCCUCCAAGGCUGUCAUUGUUUGCAUUUUGGGAGGGCAGCUGGUGGCCUUGCAGGAAGGUGUGCAGGUUGUGCUGGAGGAAGGCACUGGGUUGGUUCAGUUUUGAUUUCUUUCCAGUAUAGGUUAGUUUUUCUCCGGUGUCUCUGAUGCCAGAACAAGGCCCCAGAAUGAACGGUUUCUCUCUGGGCGAGCUCUGCUGGCUGUUCUGCUGCCCGCCUUGCCCCAGCCGCAUUGCUGCCAAGCUGGCCUUCCUGCCCCCGGAGCCCACCUAUACUGUGCUGCAGCCUGAGCAGCAGCAGGAGGCUGGGGCAGCAGCUGGGGCAGGGACCCCGACGGGAUCAGGCACCUGCAGUCUGCACUUGAGUGAGCGGGCGGACUGGCAGUAUUCGCAGCGUGAACUGGAUGCUGUGGAAGUGUUCUUCUCCCGCACGGCUCGAGAUAACAGGCUGGGCUGCAUGUUCGUACGUUGUGCCCCCACUGGCCGGUACACCCUGCUCUUCUCACAUGGUAAUGCUGUGGAUCUGGGCCAGAUGUGCAGCUUCUAUAUUGGCCUUGGCUCCCGCAUCAACUGCAACGUCUUCUCUUAUGACUACUCUGGCUACGGGGUGAGCACUGGCAAGCCCUCUGAGAAAAACCUGUAUGCAGACAUUGAUGCAGCCUGGCAGGCCCUCAGGACAAGGUAUGGUGUUAGCCCUGAGAACAUUAUUCUGUAUGGUCAGAGUAUUGGUACUGUCCCUACAGUAGACCUGGCAUCUCGGUACGAGUGUGCAGCAGUAAUCCUUCAUUCUCCCUUGAUGUCUGGAUUACGGGUAGCUUUUCCUGACACUAGGAAAACCUAUUGCUUUGAUGCUUUUCCAAGCAUUGACAAGAUAUCUAAAGUAACCUCUCCGGUGUUGGUAAUCCACGGUACCGAAGACGAGGUGAUCGAUUUCUCCCACGGCCUGGCCAUGUACGAGCGAUGUCCACGAGCAGUAGAGCCCCUGUGGGUGGAAGGUGCGGGGCAUAAUGACAUAGAGCUUUAUGCACAAUAUCUAGAGAGACUAAAACAGUUCAUAUCUCAUGAACUUCCCAACUCCUGAAGAAGCCUACCUGAUUUUACCUCAGUUACUGUGAACGGAAGAAAUUACCUGGUUUUGCACAUGCUUUAACUGGAUAGCUGUAAUAGCUUUAUACUAUGAAGAAAUACCCUGUCGUUAGGGUGUUCUAAUCAAACAUCUGAUGAAAUUUGUCUUUUGUAUCUGGAAUUUAUUCUACUAAUGCACACAAAUAUGGUCAACUACUGUAAUUCCAACAAUUUUUAGCUUCGUUGCCCUGGAGGAAGUGGGAAUACUAGCUGCUUACGGGGACACUUUUUACCUAGUGCUGUAUUAAUCGAAGAUCAGUUUUCUCUGUCUCACUUCAGAUUGUUUGUAAUUCUGUCCUUACAAAGACUUAUUUCCCCAGUGUUCUCAGCGUGGAGAACACACUGUUAUGAGCUACAGCUUGUUCUGAACAAUCAGUCAUGGGUUCAAUCCAAGGGAGUACUUUCUCUGUAAAGUUUCUAGCUGUGGUAUUUUAACUGGAAAGUUAUUGUGAUGAAGUUCCCCCUCCUCCCUUCUAGUGUUCUUUUGUUAACUUACUGAUCUUCCCAAGUAAAUUAUUUAAAUAUUACUUUUUCCUGAAAAUAAACUACUAUAUGGGGCUAAACUCUGUAAUGACCUCUCCAUUUACCUGUAUAAAUGUAACUGGAAUUACUCUUAAAGGAACUAGGGACAAAAACUGCUUUUGUUUAAAAAUCAAUGUGUAAAUUUACUACUAGAAAACUCAUUUUAAUAUUCAGAUGGUCUGAAUAAUAGCCAUAACAGACAUUUCCUUCUGUAAAGCAUUCCUGUAGACUUUUUAAAAGUACUGUACAUAUUUGAAUUUACAUUGUGCAUAGAUUCUUAAUUGGUAGUUUUAAUUUAAGUCUAGUUACAAUAAACUGCAAAAUUCUGGUUUGUAUAUGAUUGAAUACAUUUUGUUAAAAUAUGUUUUUAUCCCUAUAUUAUUUUGCUAUUAAAGUUUUAUAAAGUUUCCAGGACAAAAAAAAAUAAUAAAAAUUUACACAUUUAUGUUUUGAUGAAUUUAUGUAACUAAAUUUUCAUUGAGCUGAUCUUUUUAGUUUGGAAGUAAUUUGAUUCUUUGACACUGGAAUCGCACAGAUUAUGCAUCAGAAAUGCAAGACACUUAAAAAUUGUUACACUACUAGCAUAGGUCUAAUUUUUCCAAAUUUAAAGGCCUUAAAUGUACUGUAAGCCUCAGAUUGUUGUAUAAAUUGAUCGCGAUUGAUUGCAGUUUGUGUCCUGUUGCUAGAAUGCAGCACAGUGAUUGUAAUGGAAUAAAGGAUGCAUGGAUUAGA